Messenger RNA from Cucurbitaria berberidis CBS 394.84, 1725 nucleotides. RefSeq lists its product as uncharacterized. Gene Ontology annotation, cellular component: mitotic spindle pole body; chromosome, centromeric core domain; microtubule organizing center attachment site. The transcript has 2 exons. Gene Ontology annotation, biological process: nuclear inner membrane organization. The record is from RefSeq and is a predicted model, not a curated record. The coding region runs from base 1 to 1725 and encodes 574 amino acids. NCBI's taxonomy places the organism in Eukaryota, Fungi, Ascomycota, Dothideomycetes, Pleosporales, Cucurbitariaceae.
AUGGUGCUGCUACGGCGCAGGCUGCGCUGCCAUUAUUGUAACGUCCAGUCACGAGAUGCUGUUUCACACAUACCCAAGACAUAUUCAUGUCCGCAUUGCGAUGCCGUGAAUCACUUCGAUGAGCGCGGCAAUAUCACCGACCCACCUGUCGAUCAAAUCGCGACCGCACCUUCAACUUCCUUUCAAUACUUACGUUCACGCUCACCAUCGCCCGUCAUGUCUGCACCUGGCGACGAGCUGUUCUGCGACACAUGCCAGCGCAACCAAACGCUCUUAACCAACCUACUCGCCGCAUACCUCCCAGACGAAGAAGAUCCAGAGUAUGAAAAAUUCGAGGCAGCUUAUGACGAUUACAAGACCGAAGUCGAAGAGCGGUACCCGCAAGUCUGCCAGAACUGCCUCCCGCGGGUGCAGGAUCAGAUUCGCAAUGCGGGCUAUGCAGCGAAAGCGGAUCAUCUGCGGCGCAUCAUGGAAAAAAGUGAGGAGAAGCGGAGAACGGUUCAGACAUCCCGACAGACGUGGACCCUAAGGAUCAUUUCGCUGGCGAAGUGGACCUACAUCCUUAGCACAUCAUUCGGGGUGUUAUGGCACGCCUUUGGACUGAUCAUGGCUCCUGAUGAAGGGAUAUGGGCCGAUAGGCGCUUUAGCUGGGACAUAUGUCUGAGCCAGGCCAUCUUCGUUCACUCGGUCGACGAGAACUGUGUUCUGUCGCCCUACAUGGUCAAGUUGUUGCACUACGUGCUUACUGCGGAUCUACUCACCAUCUGGUGGAACCCGAAGUUGAAGGUCAAGACGAAUAGCCUGACGGGGCGAAUGCGCGGACUCAAAUCUCUCUGGUCCAUUCGCGUUGCCGUACUCCUGCUUCGACUUACAAGCCUCCACUACUGGAAGCGCGCCGCCAUUGACCACGAUACACUCAGGAGUUUCCAGAAUACGCACCUCUUCAUGUUGAUCGCAAUGGUACUGUCCUUUGUGCUCACUUGGAAGGCUGUCCGCAUUGUUUACCACUCACCCUCCUCUUUGCAACGCCCAGUAAACGAAAUUCCCCCCAGCACACCUAAUAGUGCACAGAAAGUUACUCGAGCUUCAUACCAAACAUCACACCCUCAACCGAACACUUUCGAUAACAUGGCACAAGCUUUCACGUCCAGCUUCCAAGACACCUCCGCACUGCCACCUUCACCAACCCUGACAGCUUCAUCAUAUACUACAAAUGACACUGAAGCCACUACACCAUACGGGGCGCGAAAGAGUGCAUUUAUUGAUGACAGCAUGGAUUGGACGCCCACGAAGCGCCGCUUCACAGACCAAACACCCACGAUUCUACCCUCGCAGUGGUCCCAGCGACCCAGCACCCAACAACCCUCGCCACCUCAACGACAGUUGCACGAACCACACUCCCUCUUCAGCAAACCCGACCCGAAUCCCUUCCGCCACAAAGUCCCCGCCGCGCCCAAAGCACCUCUCCAAGCACAGACAAAUCCAUGGAAACCAGGAGUCUGGGACCCUCCACUCAAAGACAACACGCCGAACUUCUUCAAGCAGGAACAGAAAGCUCGUGGAAGCGGCGUCGGGGAGGUAAAAGGGUUGGAUGGAUUUGGUGUGCCGAAGAACGUAAAGAGGGACGCGGAGUUGUUUGCGAGUCCGAAAUUGAAAUACGACUAUUAUGGGACAAUGAAGGAUACAGGACUGGAAGAUACUUUCAACGGGUUAUUUUCAAAAUGA